Messenger RNA from Daphnia magna, 1081 nucleotides. RefSeq lists its product as uncharacterized. NCBI's taxonomy places the organism in Eukaryota, Metazoa, Arthropoda, Branchiopoda, Diplostraca, Daphniidae. The transcript is spliced from 5 exons. The coding region runs from base 129 to 896 and encodes 255 amino acids. The record is from RefSeq and is a predicted model, not a curated record.
CGAUCCGUUCCGAAUGCUAUAUAAAUAUCGUGCGUUCAACUUAUAGUCCUCAUUCUGUUGGAGUUGCUCGUUCAGGUUUCAACUAAGAACAGUAAGAAGAAGCAGCUUUCUUUCCUCGUUCAUCAACAAUGGCACGUCCUGCACUUACUUUCACGUUGCUGAUCGCAACAGCCAUUUGCCUAAUGGCCACCAAAGCCGAAGAGCAACCAACAGUUGGAGAAGCGGAAAAUCGCCAAGCAAAACAACUUUACUUGGCACCUCAAUACUAUCCGGCAAACACCCAAUUUUACAACCCCGAUAGCAGUCGAUAUGGAAAUCUCUACGCUUCACCAUAUGCCGUGCCUGCAGUAGAGCCAUUCGUCGGCGAUAGCCAGGAUGCCGGUUACGCCUAUGGUUAUCCAUUAUUAGCUUUCGGCGAUGAAGGCUCUGCUGAUUGGAGACACUUUAAGGCUGGAGGUCAUGACGGAAACAUAGGGAAAUGGUGGAAAAAGAGUUCGAACAGAUUCGCAACAAUUAGUAUCUUCCCAGCAGAUAACGAGUGUCUGGUUGCCAGAAUUAAGGAAGAUGGCCUCGGACCUUGCAAAGAAGCAUCGCAGGCGGAACAGGGAACUAUUGAAAUCGAAUUUCCCCCAUUGGCUGAUCCCGACGAUCGUCAAUUAGCUAUCAUCGGCAUCACAGCUGAUUCUCAGAGACACACCCGUGUCAAGUUGAUUUGUACCGAGUUGGACGGAGCAAUAAAUUUCUAUACGCAAACUGGCGAAAUCGACGGUUUGGGGGGUACCCCAAGAACCGAAGUAGGAUACCUGCAACUUGUUGUUGCAGGCACUUCGGCGGCCGGAGGUUCAUUGAAAUGCAGUUGGGUGUCGUACCAUCAUUAUACGGCCAUGUAUCCUUAAAGUUCAUAUAUCGGUAGUUUAUAACCGACCAGUCUGUUUGCUCCAGCUAACCGUCAUUAAUGAGUCAGUGUAUAUUGGCUGUACUUGCCAUUAGCGACGAAUAUUGGUAGUAUUUAUUUUAUUCCCAAGUAAGGUCUGAUUUUAGAUGUCUGAUAUAUAAAUACACAUAUUUGCAAAAGCUGAAA